This is a messenger RNA of Homarus americanus (American lobster), 739 nucleotides long. RefSeq names its product cytochrome b-c1 complex subunit 2, mitochondrial-like. The record is from RefSeq and is a predicted model, not a curated record. NCBI's taxonomy places the organism in Eukaryota, Metazoa, Arthropoda, Malacostraca, Decapoda, Nephropidae. Gene Ontology annotation, molecular function: metal ion binding. Gene Ontology annotation, cellular component: mitochondrion. The coding region runs from base 92 to 724 and encodes 210 amino acids. The transcript is spliced from 4 exons.
AACCACAUCUGGUAACACUGCUGGUCGUCUCGAGUGGCUCAGCUGUUCUCUGUCUUGGUGAAGUGGAAGUGGAGGAAGAAAUUGUACGAAAAUGGCAUCGAAAGCUGCAAAACCUUCUCUAUUGAAGAGUGUAGUGAAUCGUGGUUUUGCAGCUCAGGCCGCAGCUCAGCAGUCUUCGUAUACUUUGCCCCAACAUAAUUCUAAGGUGACCACCCUUCCAUCUGGCACAGUUGUGGCAUCAUUAGAGAAUAAUGCCCCAGUUUCACAUGUUGCACUCCUCUUCAAGGCUGGAUCACGUUAUGAGUCUGCAAGCAACCAAGGGGCAGCCCACAUGCUGCGUGCGUGUGCUGGUCUGGCAACUAACAACACAACAUCCUUCGCAAUCACUCGUACUAUUCAGCAGGCUGGUGGAUCCCUCUCGGCUGAAUCUGGGCGAGAACAUAUACUCUAUGGUUUAGAUGUGAUCCGUGACAACCUAGAUGCUGGCCUUGAAAUCCUUCGUGAAGUGGGUACUCAGCCAGCCUUUAAACCCUGGGAAAUUAAGAGUUGUGUUGGACGCAUCAAGAAUGAACUUGCUUUACGGGAUCCAUCCAUCAUUGCUGUUGAACUCCUUCACAGUGCUGCCUUCCGCAACACUGGUCUGGGCAACUCCAUCUUCCUGCCAUCUCAUAAUGUUGGCAAACUGAACUCAGAUAUGGUAAGUUUUUUUGUUUUCUUCUUUUAAAACAGCAUUUUUAUC